Poecilia latipinna (sailfin molly) is the source of this 1021-nucleotide messenger RNA. Its product is annotated as olfactory receptor 52N5-like. Lineage: Eukaryota; Metazoa; Chordata; Actinopteri; Cyprinodontiformes; Poeciliidae. Gene Ontology annotation, molecular function: olfactory receptor activity; G protein-coupled receptor activity. The record is from RefSeq and is a predicted model, not a curated record. Gene Ontology annotation, biological process: G protein-coupled receptor signaling pathway. Gene Ontology annotation, cellular component: plasma membrane.
AUGUUGUACACUAAUGUAACAACGAUAAAAAACUUUUUUAUCACUGGAUUUCCAGGUCUUGUGCCAAAGUAUUAUGGCCCCAUUUCAGCUACACUUUUCCUGCUUUAUUUGGCUAUAGCAGCUGGAAACAUUUUUAUUUUAGUCUUUGUUAGAUAUGAAAGGUCUCUUCACAAACCCUCAUAUGUCAUCUUUUGCCACUUGGCACUAAGUGACGUAAUGUUUGGAACAGUAACGCUACCAAAGACAAUAUCUUUAUAUUGGUUUAAUGACAGAAUUGUAUCAUUUUACAGUUGUUUUGCCCAAAUGUACUUUGUUCACUUUUUAGGAGCAACUCAUUCUUUCAUUCUGAUGGUGAUGGCGCUGGAUCGCUUCAUUGCAAUUUGUUCUCCUCUGCGCUACAAUUCACUGUUCACAAAUACGACUGUUUCUGCGCUUUGUGGAAUAUCAUGGUUUAUGCCGAUUUCGUGGAUGUUUGGCGUAGUUUUUGAUGCUUUGAGUCUACCUUUUUGUAAUUCAAAUAUCAUUGUUCACUGCUACUGUGACCAUUUAUCAAUAAUUAACCUUGGAUGUGAGAAUAUACGAAGUUCAACAGUUCUGGGAUUGAGUCUUGCCAUGUUCAGCUUGUUGAUACCUCUGGGAUUUAUUGUUCUGUCCUAUUUUAUAAUCAUCUUUUCUGUUUUGAAAAUAUCGUCCUCUAAAGGACGCAUUAGGGCUUGGUCGACUUGCACACCUCAGCUAAUGAUCAUCUGCCUUUAUUAUCUGCCAAGGUGCUUUGUUUACUUGGCUAACUUUGUAGGAUACACGUUCAAUGCUUCAGUUCGAAUUGUUGUUGUAAUGCUGUAUAGUCUUCUACCUGCUCUUGUCAACCCGAUAAUAUACUGCUUCAAAACAAAGGACAUCAAAGAAAGCUUAAAAAUGAAGCUUUUUACCAAAUGAACUAAUAUAGCAACAAAGGCUGGUUAAAUUUUAACAGAAGAAGACAGCAGAACAAAGACUUUUUACAGAUGUAGCUGGGAGACUG